Trichomycterus rosablanca is the source of this 4399-nucleotide messenger RNA. RefSeq names its product F-box and leucine rich repeat protein (gene fbxl9). The record is from RefSeq and is a predicted model, not a curated record. Gene Ontology annotation, cellular component: SCF ubiquitin ligase complex. Gene Ontology annotation, molecular function: protein binding. Gene Ontology annotation, biological process: SCF-dependent proteasomal ubiquitin-dependent protein catabolic process. NCBI's taxonomy places the organism in Eukaryota, Metazoa, Chordata, Actinopteri, Siluriformes, Trichomycteridae. Bases 240 to 2171 code for a protein of 643 amino acids. The transcript has 8 exons.
UCAUGUCGAGUCUGUGCUUAUGUGAACCCAAACAUGAACCGAAAAGAAGAAUAAACCGACUUUUACUAUUUAGUUUAAGGUCAAAACGGAGAAUUAAUCGUCGAACUAUUAAGAAUGAAAUGUCUGUGUAUAAUUUAAUAAGAUGUGGUUUUGGGUGUGACUGAGUAUAAGUUGAAUUUACAUGAUGGUUUGAUGCUGAUGAGCUGGGAUGACUGAGUUACUGAAUGACUGUGGGAUAGAUGAUGGAAACACCAGCUCUGCCACUCGAGGUCAUUUCCCACAUCCUUAGCUUUCUUCAUUCAUCGGAUCGAAAGGAGGCCUCACUGGUGUGUAGAAGCUGGUAUGAAGCCAGCCAAGAUCACCAGUUUCAGAGAAAUGUCACCUUCCAUUUCCCGGCCUGCACAUCAUCUUUGGGUUUUAUCCGUGGUCUUGCUCAGCGCUCUCAAUGCAGUCUGAUAAUCAGUCAUGUGGACAAUUCCAGCCUUUCACGGCAGGUUCUGGAGGAGCUCAGGGUUCAUCUUGGUCCUCAGAUAAUGGGACUGGCACUGCCGGGGAGCAGCAUGUCUGAGUCCUCACUGCUGAACCUGUUACCAUGCCUGAGUGGCCUGCGCAAGCUUGACCUUAAUGGUCUAGACAGUCUCUUCAUGUCAGGAGCUUUUCUUAGCCGCGAGGAACAACGGCAGAAGGUUCGAAUUGCACUGAGGAACCUGGAAGAGCUAGACCUGUCUGAUCUCCGUUACCUUUCUGAUCUCACUUUCAAUCGUCUAACAGGCUGCACGCCGAGACUUCGACGUCUAGCGCUCGCUGGCUGUCACAUUGCCUUUGAGUUUGACCCUUACCGUGGCUGCCCGGUGGGUCUGGGAUCUUCUGCCAUGCUCUCUCUAAGAAACCUGCUCAGACUCCUUCGGGAUCAGAGCUCAACAGUGUGCUGCCUGGACCUGAGUCGCACCUCCAUCACCCCAGAGUCUCUUCGCUUGCUAGCCCAGGUUUCAGAUCUUCAUCUGAAGGAGCUGAGCUUGCAAGGCUGUAAGGAGCUUACAGAUUACUCUAUUGAGCUGCUCUGCAGGCACCAGCGGAGCCUCAGGAAACUAGAUCUAAGUGCCUGUACCGAGCUGACCAGCCGCAGUGUGCUGACCAUAGCUGCCAAUCUCAAACAGCUGGAGAGCUUGUCUCUGGCCCGGGACUGGAGAAUGACAGAUAAAGGAUUGGCAGAUUUAAUGGCACUGCCGAAUUUGACAUCACUGGACCUGGCUGAGUGUCUGCAUGUGAGCGGAGUGGAACUGGUUAAAGGUCUGUCAGCUCCACAGUGCAGAGCUCAGCUGGAGAACCUUAACCUCAGGAACUGCACCUAUAUCAGGGAUGUUUCCUCACUGGCUCAGUUACUUACCACCAGUUUGAGAGAGCUGGAUCUGAGUUCCUGUGUUCACCUCACCGAUCCGAGCGUUCGUGCCAUCAUCUCCCAUCUCCCAGGACUGGUGAAACUGCGGCUUGGCUUCUGCAAGGAGAUUACAGACUGGGGGUUGAUGGGAAUGAAGGAGCCCACUGAUAGCUAUAAGCCAAGCAAGGAUAUGGAGGACAAAGGACUGAGCUUCACCCGGACCUUCGGGAACAUGGGCUUCUUCCAGCCUCCCAGCAUGCCGUUUGAGGACAAGCCACGGUUGGUCACGGACGAGGACCUUGGGGCAUUCAGGGAGCAGGAAGCAGCCUCACUACGAGCACUUAAGGGCCUACAGGAGCUGGACCUGACUGCCUGCUCCAAACUGACAGACUGCAGUAUAACAGAAGUGCUACGCUUCCCUGAGCUGCAGCGACUCUCUCUCUCCAUGCUGCCGGAGAUCAGCGACGAGAGCCUGGUGUCUGUAUCACUUCACUGCCGUUGCCUGACCAGUUUGGCGCUAAGUCGCUGUAACCGGAUCACAGACGAGGGUCUGGUACGUGCCCUGCCACAUCUGCACAGGCUUCAGCACCUGCAGCUCGCCUACUGUAAUGCCAUCACAGACAGGUCACUGAAUCUGAUAGUGCAGCACUGUAGGAGACUGAGGACGCUGGACAUCUCCAUGUGUAAGGACAUUACAGUAACUAAAGUGGACUUUCUUCAAUCACACCUGCCAUUCCUGGAGGAAGUGCACUAUCGGUUUGUAGGAGGAGCAGACCUGAUCCUCACACUCUGAUUUGUUGCUUUUUACACAAGCUUAUAGACUAGAAAUUUGGUGUGCUUUAGUGGUGCAGCAGACCAGUAUGCUAGCUCAUUACCAGGGAGAGGUCAAGAGUUAUUGUCAUAUUGAUCAUUUGUUUAAUAGCUGAACAUUUUUGCUUUGUAAAACAUGCCUCAAAGAAAUGAAAUAAUGUUUAUUCAAUUGAUUGAUCCAAUCAAUAGUGUUUACAUAACACUAUGUUAUUUGUAAAAGAUCUACCAUUAAUUUAUAUCAUUUAUUUAAUUUGUGUAAAGAAUGUGUCAUGAAAUCAGUGUUCAGCUGGGUGAACAUCCUCUAACUGUGGAGAUUGUGUUGUUUUUUUGCCAUGGGUUGCAACAGUGAUUUCUGCUGUCAGGUUGUGGUGCUGACACAAGUGAAGGAACAGACAUGGCAUAAUGCUCCGUUAUAAUCUAUCGCUGCCUGGGCCUGGAUGCAAGUCCAGUGUGGAGCUGGUGCAAGUGAAGGAGGAAUUGUAAUAGUGAAUGUGAACUGACAGUGGGAAAGACAGUUUUCAUGUUUUUAUUGUUAUUUUAGUCGAUGGUAAUUAUUCUUUAAGCUUUUGCACAAUUAUCAGCUUCCAAAAAUCCAUCAACCAAACAUUUGUAAACAACUGCAUUGUCAUAUUACAGUAAAUGGCCUAAAAUAUGUGGACACCCCUCCUUAUUAUCGAGCUCAGUCACACCCAUUGCUAACAGGUGUAUAAAACAUUCCAACUUUGUGGCAACAGUCCAGCAUGGAUGUUCCAGCAAGACUAAGUCUGUGUGCAAAGUCUUGUCCAUGGAGAGUCAUUGUUUGUCAAGUUUGGUAUGAAGGGACUUUACUGGUUUGCAUAGAUCCCUGGCCUCAACCCCACUGAACAUCAAGUGCAUACUAGACAUUUUCCAACAUAAGUACCUGACCUUGCUUUUUAGACUGAAUGGACACAACGUCCCUUAGACACACUUUACAUCUUAGAGAAAAGUUGUUGAAAAUUCUUCCCAGAAGAGUAGAGACUGUCAUAGCUGCAAAGGGGAGGAGCAACUCCAUAUUAAUACCCAUAAUUUUGGAAUGGGAUUGUGGCCACAUAUUUUGACCAUACAGUGUAUGAAAUUGUAUGUACUAUUAAAAUGUUUAAGUAAUAAACUAAUAUUUAACUUUAAAAAGGUUUCAUAAGUAUGCAAUAAUGUAUUCAGUGUUAUGCACUAACGAUGAGUUAAUUGUAUUUUGAGAUCAUUUGUAAUCUGGUUUGCUUUACAACAUGUGUAAAACUAUCACUUAUUCCUAGUCACUUUAUUUAAAUAAUACAAUAAUUAGUCAUGUCUACACCUACUGAAGUAUAAUUCAAAAGCAAACAUUUAGAUUUAGUACUCAUAUACUGUACACACAGAAACAUCUAGUUGUUGUAAGUGUGGGUAAAUGUAAAUGCCCUAUAUCUGAUUGCAUUUAUUGUUAUGCAUUAACAGUGCAAUUGUAACACAAAAACCUUAUAUUGUAAAACAAAUUCAUUCAUUUAAGAAUUGUUAUGCAAUGCUUAUUACAUUGACUGCAUCUAAAACCUGUAAUUUGAUGUUUUUCACAUCACUGUGAAGCAAAUUUAGUCCACUCAUUUUUGCAGACACACACUGUUCAACUCGGGUUUCACCACAGUUCUAUUGGGUUUAAGUCAAGACCUUGGGCCACUGCAAAACAGUCAUUUAGUUUCUUUUUUAGAGUUCAGGAUUUAAAAUUGCCAGUAUUGUUGAGAUAUAAAUAAAGAGCCAAGUCUCAACCAGGGGAAAAUAUCACAUCAGAUCACAUCACUACUCCAAUCCACUAAAUGUGUGUUUUUUUUUAUGCUUUGACAGAAUUCCAGUGCAGGUAUAACUGUACUCUUUUUUAUUUAUGCUAUAUAUCAGCUAACAAUAUUACUUCCUUACUAAACAUAUUCCUUAUGUUGUGCUAUAUUGCUAAUAAUUAUCUUGUUAUUAAUAAGAUGUGAGACUUUUGUAAUGAAAGUACUGAAAAUUGACUAAAUCCCUGAACAAGUGUUUUAAUUAUUUGCUGGUCUGGAUUAGUACGAUAGCACUUACUCCUGUAGUGUUAUAUAGCAUUAAUCUUUCAUUUCAGUGGAAAGCUGCAAGCUCCAUAAUGCACUGAAACUCAGAUACAUGGUUUGUGAAGUUAUCAUACAGUAAUUGUUUCAUUUUAUUGUACCCUCUAUUAUUAAUAAACCAUAUUUGUUAUAA